UGAGCGCACCACAGCUGGCACAGAGCUUCUCAGGCCAGUCCUGUUGCUGGAGGGGCGGGGGGGCUCCGCUUCCAACCAACCCAUCCUUCCCUCUGGCUCCGUUUUGUCGUAAUAGGGCGUGGUUGUUCGCGAGCCUUGCGUCUGUCACUUGGGAGCGAGGUUUGGGUCUUGCCCAGCCAAGCCCUUGGACCACCUAGCCCCGCGCAACGAUGAAUUUGGAGCGGGUAUCCAACGAGGAGAAGUUGAAUCUGUGCCGGAAGUACUAUCUGGGUGGCUUUGCUUUCCUGCCUUUUCUCUGGUUGGUAAAUAUCUUCUGGUUCUUUCGAGAGGCCUUCAUUGUCCCCGCAUACACUGAACAGAGCCAAAUCAAAGGCUAUGUUUGUCGCUCUGCUGUGGGUUUCCUCUUCUGGGUGAUUGUACUUACUACCUGGAUCACCAUCUUUCAGAUCUACCGGCCCCGUUGGGGUGCCCUUGGGGACUACCUCUCCUUCACCAUACCCCUGGGCACCCCUUGACAGCUUCAGUAAAAUCCCAGCGACCUGCUCAUUCUUCCAGAAUGGGCUCCGAUGUUCUAAACCCAGUCUCAGCCCUUAAAGACUUUUCCCCUCCCCCUGUGUACUCUGCCGACCUCCCUCAAUAAAGGAC
This is a messenger RNA of Sorex fumeus (smoky shrew), 645 nucleotides long. It is a transcript of the gene PSENEN, whose product is annotated as presenilin enhancer, gamma-secretase subunit. Lineage: Eukaryota; Metazoa; Chordata; Mammalia; Eulipotyphla; Soricidae. Gene Ontology annotation, biological process: Notch receptor processing. The transcript has 3 exons. The record is from RefSeq and is a predicted model, not a curated record. The coding region runs from base 210 to 515 and encodes 101 amino acids. Gene Ontology annotation, cellular component: gamma-secretase complex.